AUGGAGCCCCCGAUCCUGGAGGUGGCGGCCCUGGAACGGGACCCGGUGACCCAACGACUGGCUAGGACGAGCAGGGUCCAGAUCGGAGGCUACAUCGCGCGCAGAGUAAUGACGCGAAGAAAGAGGCAUCGACCAAAGGGGGAGAAGGGGGAGAAGGGGGAGAAGGGGGAGAAGGGGGAGAAGGGGGAGAAGGGGGAGAAGGGGGAGAAGGGGGAGAAGGGGGAGAAGGGGGAGAAGGGGGAGAAGGGGGAGAAGGGGGAGAAGGGGGAGAAGGGGGAGAAGGGGGAGAAGGGGGAGAAGGGGGAGAAGGGGGAGAAGGGGGAGAAGGGGGAGAAGGGGGAGAAGGGGGAGAAGGGGGAGAAGGGGGAGAAGGGGGAGAAGGGGGAGCAGCGAGGGAGUACCGCGCGGUAUGCCCGAAGCAUCUGGAAUCUGAUCCGGCCGCUAUACGGCCAGCCUUUUCUAGAGCACUACAAGCCCAACUGGCGGCACAUGGACACUUUGACACCAUACCUGCUCACGGUGACGAUCUACCGAGUGCUUCUGUUCGAGAAGGAGCUAGAAAUCACAGUGGACGGCGACCGGGAGCUGAUCCCGCGGUACAUCUGGGGGGUGCAGGAGGUGCAACCGGAGCACCACGUGGUGCUCGCCAAGAACCUCGGCAUCCUGAGCCAAUGUCUCGUCGACGACGACGAUGACGACGAAGACGGCGCGGUAGAACUCUACGACGAUUUCGUAAAAUGCCAGCGCACCUACGCCCGCAGGUUCUGGGAGCUCCCGCUGAGGAAUACCCCGUUCGCCUGGUGGUGCAUCAUGGUCGACGCGGCGGACCCGGACGAUGAGGACGAUGAGGACGAUGAGGACGACGACAUCGAGUCGGCGGACCCUGAUGACGACGACGCUUCCGAUGAUGAUGAUGAUGAUGAUGAUGAUGAUGAAUUCCAGUUCGAGCAUGAUCCCGAUGAUCCCGAUCUCGAUGGUUUCGAGUAUGGAUCAUACUUCCACCUUGUCGACUGUGAAUUCGAUUUCGAGCAUAUCGAGGUUGCAGAAGACGGUGGAUAUGACUGCGAGGACCCGGGGGGCGAGUCCGGAUACGAGGACAUGGAGUUGGGAUACGGGUCCGAUGGUGAUCCCGGGGACGAGUCUGUAUCAGAGGACACGGUGGAUGAAUCUGGAUACGAGGAAAGGGUGGGUACAUAG
Messenger RNA from Tricharina praecox, 1197 nucleotides. RefSeq lists its product as uncharacterized. The record is from RefSeq and is a predicted model, not a curated record. NCBI's taxonomy places the organism in Eukaryota, Fungi, Ascomycota, Pezizomycetes, Pezizales, Pyronemataceae. The transcript is spliced from 3 exons. Bases 1 to 1197 code for a protein of 398 amino acids.